Sesamum indicum (sesame) is the source of this 2043-nucleotide messenger RNA. NCBI's taxonomy places the organism in Eukaryota, Viridiplantae, Streptophyta, Magnoliopsida, Lamiales, Pedaliaceae. The record is from RefSeq and is a predicted model, not a curated record.
AUUCUUGGAGGCCUUACCACCACACGAAUACAUUGAUGUUAUACGUAUACGUAUAUAAUUAUAUACUAUUUAUUAAGAUUGAACCAUCUUUGUAAGACAAAAUACAAGUGUCCCAAGGGCACUGCUUCUCCGUCGCCGUCGCGUCCGCCGUCUGUUGAUCCUGAUGCUGUAAUCUGAAACAAUGGAAGCUAAUGCUGAUGCCUUGGAGAGCUUGAGUUUUGUUGAAGGGACAUAUGAUUGUGAUAGUGAUUCUGACUGUUGUGUCGAGGACUUAGUUAAUGAUGAACUUUUCUAUGCAUCUGGUGAUAUACCCAAGUUGCAGUUUAGGAAAGAGGCAUCAAAGGCACGGUGGAUCAAAGAGUUGGGAAUGGCUGGGGUGCUGGAGAAAAAGGGUAAAAUGUGGACCACAACUGGGAUAGUUCGUGAUGGAAAGACUUACUGCUCAAUUGAAGAAACUUAGUGUAAUCUUUUUAGUGGCAAAGGGAUGUAUGUUUUGCACACAGAAAAGCAGUUGGUUCCAGUUGAGUAAUUGAUAGCAACACUUGCUGCUAUUUAGAUAGAGAUGGGGAUUGUUAUCGUGAACACUAACUGUAUUUGGGGAAUGAUAUACAAGAUUUGUGUUGUAGGUAUUUGGCUGAAGUUGGUGCAUUGGAUAUAUUGAAUGGCAAUGAUACCCCCUUUCUGUUGAGUGAUAUAUAUGGAAAGUUAGCAGAAGACAAGAAUAGGAGUGGAUGCUCUUGGGAGUCUUUUGAAGUCGCCGCUGUGGUGUCCCUUGGUCUGUGAAGAGUGUUAAGAUGGAAAUGUGAUGCUAGGAAGGUAUGGUGGAAUAUGACAGUAGUAGGGUAGGGGAUCAAUAGGCUACAGUUUCAUCACAGAGAUGUUUGGUAACUUGCAUUUUGGUGAAACCAGACCAGUCUUUGAUGUUUUUCUUCCUAACAGCAAGUUUAAAAAGUCUUGUCCAGGCACUCCGUCUUUUGUGCUCUGUCUCACCAGGUAACUAACUUGAGCAACAUCUCUUUAAUGAACUUUACUUUACACAUAAGAGAAUCAGGUUUGGACAAUGUAAUUUUGGUACAUAAUAAAGUUAAAUGAUGAAUGCUGGCUUAGAACUAAAUCCGGAGCUUGAACUCAUUUUAAGUUUUGGCUAGAGCAGAUUGUUAUCCUGGUAAAUUGUUGUUUCAGGUUCGAGUACCAUCUAAAUCAUGAACGAGACAGAUUAUCCAUAUGAUUAGCUGUAAAUAGUCAUUGAUACAUCUCGAAGGAAAUCUAGUAUGUGUCCAAAACUGAAGUCACUGAUAUCAUAUUCUGACCAACUUUAUGUCACGAGUGCACUUAGAAACUCUUUAUUUUGCAUACCAGAGUCCUGCUUGAAGAUCUCUAUUCAUUACUCGGCCCACAUUCCUCAUAGUGUUUCUUCACUUCUCACGUCGAGAAUCUCAUGCAAACAAGCUUUAUUGUGGACUGACAAUUCUAUAUAGUUGGCAGUUUUACUAGUGAACUCUAGCUUUAUCGACUGCUAGUUUGCCUUUUUCAAUGCUUUCGUUUAGAUAUGCUCUUGAUAAGACCUGAGGCAGACUUAUAGACAUACUUACAUGAUGGGUUAUUUAGUGGCCACCCACCAUCCAAACAAGAAAUUGAGGUCCUUGAGACACGCUGUGGUGGAAGUCCUCUAAAGUUAUGUAUUGUCGAGCACGGGCGGGUCAGUUUUUUGUCCUUCACCAAAGUUGAGUUGCCUAUUCUUCCGUGAUCGUGUUGCUUGGAUCCUUUCCGGGUAGCUAUAAGAUGAUAUUAUUAUGUUGCCGCAGUUGAAUUUAGAUGAUUAUUGAGCCAAUAUUUGUAACCGCACUUAUAAGCUUCCAUAUAGCUUUUAAGAGAUGACAGAUUGUGUCUUAUGAAUAGACAAGAACAUCUGAGUGUCUUGUUACCUAACUAGUGCCUAUUUUCUUGUGCUAGAAUGUACUAGUAAACUUGUUAUCUUCUGAUGGAUUGGUUUAUUAUUAAUGUAUGGAUGUUCUUCAUUAUUAUUCAUUCUUUGGAUUUCGA